Molecule: messenger RNA, 588 nt
Organism: Helobdella robusta
Lineage: Eukaryota; Metazoa; Annelida; Clitellata; Rhynchobdellida; Glossiphoniidae
Exons: 3
Coding region: 1-588 (195 amino acids)
Source: RefSeq, a predicted model, not a curated record
AUGACCCGAUCGCUAUAUUACCUCUUUUCAAGAAAACAGCGUCAACAGAUUGGUUCAAAGCAAUUCCAAGAAAAAGAAUCUUUUAAAAUAAACUUGAAUCUGAUGAAUGUAAACAAAAUUGAAGAGAAGCAGCCACCAGUAGAGUCUAAUAAAAUAAAAGUUGUCCUGAGCAAGAACGAAGAUAAAAAUGACAUCCAACAAUCACAACAGCAAAAUGCUGAGCAGAAUGCUACCAUCCCAUCAGCAAAUUCACACAUGAACGAUUCUCUCCUUCCAGUUCUCUCUCUUCCUUCUCCUGUUCAACAGCAGCAGCAGCAAGAUCAUCUCAGAAAGAGAAAUGCAGAGCAUAGUUCAUCGUCCUCUCACACAUCUCAUUCUAGAAAUCGUUUGCAGAUGGACAGAAAGUUGCAUGAGAGAUUCAACAAAACCAGCAACAUCAGACACAAAAUCUACUGGAACACCAGAAACAGCAACAACAACAUCAGGAGCAACAACAACACAAGAAACAAGACCGACGUCAACCACAUCCGAACCAACAACCCAACACUCCAGAAAAGGGAGGCGAAUAACAUUCAACAAAUGAAAUGA